Platichthys flesus (European flounder) is the source of this 2164-nucleotide messenger RNA. Its product is annotated as septin-7. Gene Ontology annotation, molecular function: GTPase activity; molecular adaptor activity; GTP binding. The transcript is spliced from 13 exons. Bases 94 to 1272 code for a protein of 392 amino acids. The record is from RefSeq and is a predicted model, not a curated record. Gene Ontology annotation, biological process: cilium assembly; cytoskeleton-dependent cytokinesis. NCBI's taxonomy places the organism in Eukaryota, Metazoa, Chordata, Actinopteri, Pleuronectiformes, Pleuronectidae. Gene Ontology annotation, cellular component: septin complex; microtubule cytoskeleton; cell division site.
CAACAGAAGAACCUCGAGGGCUAUGUGGGAUUUGCAAAUCUUCCCAAUCAAGUUUAUAGGAAAUCUGUGAAGAGGGGAUUUGAGUUCACACUCAUGGUUGUAGGGGAAUCCGGACUGGGGAAGUCGACGCUGAUCAACUCGCUCUUUCUGACGGACCUGUACUCCACUGAAUACCCAGGUCCUUCGCAUAGAAUAAAAAAAACAGUCGAGGUGGAACAGUCAAAGGUUCUGGUAAAGGAAGGAGGAGUCCACCUUCUGCUCACCAUUGUCGACACCCCCGGCUUCGGUGACGCUGUUGACAACAGUAACUGCUGGCAGCCGGUUAUCGACCACAUUGACAGCAAAUUUGAAGAUUACCUCAAUGCAGAAUCAAGGGUCAACAGACGGCAGAUGCCAGACAACAGAGUGCACUGUUGCCUGUACUUCAUUGCUCCCUCUGGACACGGACUAAAGCCCCUCGAUAUUGAAUUCAUGAAACGGCUACAUGAAAAAGUAAACAUCAUUCCCCUCAUCGCCAAAGCCGACACAAUGACUCCUGAGGAGUGUCAACAGUUCAAGAAACAGAUCAUGAAAGAAAUCCAGGAGCACAAAAUCAAAAUCUACGAGUUCCUAGAGACGGAUGAUGAGGAGGAGAUGAAGAUGAUCAGGAAAAUCAAGGAUCGUUUACCCCUGGCAGUGGUCGGUAGUAACACCAUCAUUGAGGUCAAUGGAAAGCCAGUGCGCGGGAGGCAGUACCCAUGGGGUGUGGCUGAAGUGGAAAAUGGAGAACACUGUGAUUUUACAAUCCUUCGGAACAUGCUCAUCAGGACCCACAUGCAGGACUUGAAGGAUGUGACAAACAACGUUCACUACGAGAACUACCGCAGCAAGAAGCUCGCAGCUGUCACCUACAACGGCGUGGACAACAACAAGAACAAGGGACAGCUUACCAAACCUGAGACGGAUGAUGGCAUGAGUCCUCUAGCCCAGAUGGAGGAGGAGCGACGGGAUCAUGUGGCCAAGAUGAAAAAGAUGGAACAAGAAAUGGAACAAGUGUUUGAGAUGAAGGUCAAAGAGAAGCUCCAGAAGCUGCGAGACUCCGAGGCAGAGCUCCAGAGGCGUCACGAGCAAAUGAAAAAGAACCUAGAGGCUCAGCACAAGGAGCUGGAAGAAAAACGCCGCCAUCUCGAGGAGGAGAAGGGCAGCUGGGAGGCCCAGCAGAGAAUUCUGGAGCAGCAGAAGUUGGAUGCUUCCAGAACCUUGGAAAAGAACAAAAAGAAGAAGAUAUUUUAAUAACGCUGCAGGACCUACCCAAUGUUAUAGUCUAUUGUUUUGUAUGUUUUUCUCCAGAACUUGAAUUUGACCAAUCACUCUGUCAUACUGUCCUAUUUUUGAUCAUGGCUUCGACUCUAUAAACAAAUACUUUCACAUUUCACAAAAAACUGAAACGGUUUGAAAGAGUUAAGUCGUUCUUUCCUCUUUUCCUCCUCUACCUGUGCUGUAUCCUUUUUAAUGCCAAAAAACCCAAAGAGGUCAGUCUUUCCUUGAGAGGCUACAGCUCACCUCAGGCACUGUUCAUAUAUAUAUUACCAUACAUACAUGCAUAUGUUUGUAUAGGUAUCACAUUUAAUCUCCUCCAGAGAUAGUAUGCUCCUCCACCUCCUAAUGUAAAGCGUAUAACCUUGAAUCUGCAGUGUUUAACCUCAAUCAUUUGUAACAUUUUCUUACUUUGUAUUCAUUUUAUUUUCUUUCGUAUUGGCCCUGGUAUAGAAAUAUUUUUCAUUUUGUUUCCAAUGUCACAGCCAGAGCUUUCUGUCCCUGCUCUCGGAAAACCAACUUAUAAACCUGACUGCACUCACGCUGAGUGUAACGAACUUACGAAACUGCUCAUCAAGUGCUUCUAUGUGAAUUCAUUGGAGCUUCUUGUGCAGAUUCUAUAUCAAACUCUUUUCACAAACAAAUAUUUAUGUGGACAGCUUGUGAAAAGUAUCUUAGAUGUGGGUGGAUGAGAAAGCUGAAGCUGAGAAUCCUCACUCAAACAGGUGUCCCUUUGGUAGUUGAACCAAGCCGGCUUUCUUUAUAUCACAUUUAGCGCUGUUUGUGUUCUGCAUCUAUAUUUUGUAAUGUCCUGUUUCUGUUUUUAUUGUAAAAAGUCACGUAAUAAAAUUGUGAUGGGGAAAAAAAA